Molecule: messenger RNA, 750 nt
Organism: Protopolystoma xenopodis
Lineage: Eukaryota; Metazoa; Platyhelminthes; Monogenea; Polystomatidea; Polystomatidae
Source: the annotation of a GenBank genome assembly
AUGCAGUCAGAAUUCCUCACCAUCGAUCUGACUGAAUCGGAUGAUGACAGCCCCUGCCCUUCUAAUCGGCAUUUAUCAAGAAGCGUAAUCGAAUUAUCCGAUGACGAGUUGCUACCAUAUUCUCAUUCUGAGACAUUUGCCGGAGUCCGGCGACCCGGGUCAGGCCUGGCUACCCGAUCUGGAUCUGGUGGCCAUGCCACAAUACAUUCUGAGUCUGGAGACUCAGAUUAUUAUUCCGUUUCUAACCAGAGGUCAAACAACAAGCGGUCCAUGAGGUUUUCCCAGUCAAGCGGACACCAGCAGCCUCAAACACUCCAUAAUCAAGCCAAUACUGCUCAAUCACAGGAAUAUCCCUUUUGCCCUGUUGUCAUACAAGGUGGUCAAUCCCAACCACCCUCUACUCAUUCGCACCAACACCCCGCAAGUCGAACGAGUGGCAAUCUAUCUUCAUCCUCGUCUGGUACUAUCGCUCCAUACGGUACUCGAUCCUCCACUAGACGUACUCGCGAGGCUUUCGAUCCGAGCAUUGCCUGUUUCAAUUCCUGCCAGUCAUGCCAAUCAUCUAAUGAGCCGCGUUCUGCCUCUGACGCUUCUAUUCCUGCUACUGCUUAUACUUCUGCUCCAUAUAUAGCUCAUUUAGGCGCAGAUACAGAUUCUGUUUCUGGUGAGUAUCUAAAUGAGCAAGUUUCCUAUUCAAAUUACGUGGAACUAUCACAUUUGGGGGACUGCAUGCAAGAUAUUAGGCGAUAA